Messenger RNA from Ipomoea triloba (trilobed morning glory), 1447 nucleotides. RefSeq names its product DAR GTPase 2, mitochondrial. Gene Ontology annotation, molecular function: GTP binding; GTPase activity. Lineage: Eukaryota; Viridiplantae; Streptophyta; Magnoliopsida; Solanales; Convolvulaceae. The record is from RefSeq and is a predicted model, not a curated record. The coding region runs from base 194 to 1303 and encodes 369 amino acids. The transcript has 8 exons. Gene Ontology annotation, cellular component: mitochondrion.
AGUGACUUGAUGUAUCAUAAAAAGUCCGGGAUGUAAUUUGGUGAAGCCACAACGUUAUUAUCAAAACAUAAAAUAAAAAACGCAACACAACUACGUUAGUCUGAAACGGUGAAACCUCUGAAGCUCCCGGAGCAACCGAACGCGGGCACCAUUCUACCUUUAAAAGCUAGGCAAUGUAGUUAAGGAAGUAGCAAUGAAGCCAUUAAUACCUAGUUUAGUUCAAAAGUUAGGCAAUGCAGUUAAGGAAGUAGCGAGAAACAAAGGCUCGAGCUGGUGGUACACUCCUCAUGUGGCCGCCGCGUCUCAUGCCAUCGCCGACCGGAUUCCACUGGUCGAUUUCGUACUCGAAGUCCGAGAUGCCAGGAUCCCUUUGUCGUCAAAAUACAAACUGCUGAAAAAAUGUUCAUCUUCUGCGAGGCGAAUUAUAGUUCUUAACAAGACAGACCUUGCAAAUCGCUCAAAGGUGAAGAAAUGGAUGCAUUAUUUUGAAGAACAGGGGAAUGUAGCUUUUGGAGUCAAUUCCCAUAAUAAAGAUAACAUUAAGGAGUUCCUGAAUUUUCUGCAAGCCAGAGUAAGAGAACUGAUAAAUAGUGGGCAUUCUGGUCGUACUAUAACAUUAAUGCUUGUUGGCAUUCCUAACGUUGGAAAGUCUGCCCUUGCAAACUCGUUGCAUCAAGUUGGACGAAUUAGUGCAGCAGAGAAGGGAAAACUAAAGCAUGCUACUGUAAGUCCUCAGCCAGGGGAGACUAAAAACAUUAGCAGCUUAAAGAUUGCUAGCCAUCCUAAUAUCUAUGUGUUGGACACACCUGGUAUUUUGCCUCCUGACAUUCCUGAUGCUGAGCUCUGCUGCAAGCUAGCUUUGACAGGUGCUAUCCAAGACUGCUUGGUUGGGGAAAUAGAGCUUGCUUGGUAUUUUCUAGCAAUCCUUAACCGGAGUGAUGAAUACAAGAAAUGGGCGAAGUUGUGUGCCAUUGAGAAAGACAUGGUAGCAGCCACUAAUGAUGGCUUUGACUUGGAGAAAACACAGAAAAGCCAACAUUUGACAGAUCACACACAGGAUUUCAUCGUAAACAAUGUUCGGAAAACUCUCUUUGAUGCUAUUUCAUCUUUCAAUGGAAACCUGGAUGGUGAAGAAAGCUUGUUACAGCUAAUCAAAGCAGAAUUUGCAGAUUUGAGGAAAGCUUUUUAUUUGCCUUCUGAAUCAGAAGAUGAUGUACAUAAAGUUGCUGCUAAAUUACUCAAUCUAUAUCGUACAGGAAGGCUUGGUCAUUACACCUUAGACCCUAUUCCAAUGAAUACUUGAGCAAGACUCUUUAUCUUUACAUGCAUACAUUACAUAUCUCUCUUUUCUGUGUAAUAGCUCACAAACUACUCUAUCGAGAUGGUGUAAUUAAGAAACGAACUCGUGCUCUAAGAAGAACCUCAAUAGUGAAGUUUUUUUGUUAUA